This is a messenger RNA of Haliotis rubra (blacklip abalone), 2206 nucleotides long. RefSeq names its product arylsulfatase B-like. Lineage: Eukaryota; Metazoa; Mollusca; Gastropoda; Lepetellida; Haliotidae. The record is from RefSeq and is a predicted model, not a curated record.
GACACAUUUGCACCUGGGGUGUUUCGUGACAACCAUGCAUCGUGCAGUACUGUUGCUACUUUGUGCAUGUUGCACUGCUGUUUCAGCGAAGCCAAACAUAAUUUUCAUCUUCGCCGAUGAUUACGGGUACCAUGAUGUCGGGUACCACAACUCGGACAUUAAAACACCAGUCCUUGACCAGCUGGCUGCAGGUGGAGUAAAGCUCGAAAACUACUAUGUCCAGCCACUCUGCACCCCCUCACGGGCACAGUUUAUGUCCGGGAGGUACCAGAUUCAUACUGGUUUACAACAUUUCGUCUUCCUGUCUUCCCAGCCCAGUGCUCUGCCGCUAGGUAGCGCCACAAUUGCAGACAAGAUCAAAGAGGCAGGGUAUUCAACCUAUGCUGUCGGCAAAUGGCAUCUUGGGUUCUACAAUGCAUACUUGCCUACCAACAGGGGAUUUGAUUCAUUCUAUGGCUACCUGGCAGGCGCCGAGGACUAUUACACACACAGCCAUUGUGACUUUAACAAUCCCUCAUUAUGUGGCCUUGACUUACUUGACAAUACAAAGCCAGUGUUCACCGAGAAUGGUCACUAUUCAACGCAUCUGUUUACGGAGAAGGCAAUUGAUAUCAUCCAGAAGCAUGACAAGUCGAAGCCAUUCUUCUUGUACCUGGCGUAUCAAUCUACACACACUCCCCUCCAGGUCCCCAGCCAAUACAUGAAUCAGUACAGCCACAUCAACGACACGAAAAGGCGAACCUUUGCUGGCAUGUCCACAUGUAUGGAUGAGGGGAUCGGAAAUGUCACUGCAGCUCUCAAGUCUUCUGGCCAGCUAGCGAAUACUCUAAUUGUAUUUUCCGCUGACAAUGGAGGCCAGGUCCACCACGGGGCAAACAACUGGCCGUUGAGGGGAAUGAAGGCGACAUUAUGGGAAGGAGGUACCAGGGCUGUUGGGUUUGUGUACGGCGACAUGCUGCAGAACAAAGGAACGACCAAUCACCAGAUGAUCCAUGUAUCUGAUUGGUUCCCAACACUGGUGGGUCUGGCUGGUGGGAACACCAAUGGAACAAAGCCUCUAGAUGGAUUUGACCAAUGGAAGACCAUCAGUCAAAAUAGCGCCAGUCCAAGGACGGAGAUCCUACACAAUAUUGACCCCCUGACAAAGCCCCAGGGACAAAAGCUGUAUAACAACACCUUUGACACGCGGAUCAGAGCAGCAAUAAGAGUUGGGAAGUGGAAGCUCAUCACUGGAGAUCCGGGAGAGGGCAGCUGGACCCCACCUCCACAAUCCGGUAGGAAGCCGAUUGUGCCACCUGUUGAUGCCUUGAAGAACCUCUGGCUGUUCGACAUACCAAAUGAUCCAACUGAGCGCCAUGACGUGUCAGUGGCUAACCCAGGCGUUGUUAUGGAUCUGCUGAACCGAUUAGCCAACUACCAGAAAACAGCAGUGCCCACUGUCUUCCCUGCCUCUGACCCCAUGGCUGACCCCAGCCUACACGGAGGAGCCUGGGGCCCUUGGCAGUAACCGGAAUGUACACCCAGUUUAUCGUUUGUCGAAAUCAGGUGGACUGUUAUGAUAAAAAAUAUUUUCUAUUGUCCAGAGAACCAUCUGUUGUUCGAUAAUCCUAGACACAUCAAUUGAAUCCAUAACGUAUUCAUUCACGUGAAAGGUUUUCAGCAGCUGUUUAAAUGUAGGCAUACUAGUUAUUACUCGUAUUGAUUUAGAUGAUACUGUACCCAUCCUUUACUUGAAUAACUCUCCUGAAUUAAUUAUGUCCCAAAAUUUUGUAUAAUUUUACUCAAACAAUAUUCAUUAUAAUGAAACACACAUCAGUAAUAAUGAGUCUGUAUUAGAUUUAUGGAUUAAAAAUAGUCUUUAUUACUGAUUGCAUAUAACCAAAUAAUCUCACUUUUAUAUCAUGCAUGACCUAUAUCUACUUUUAAUAAACUGUAAUUAAAAAACUUUAAUUAAGUGUCGGUCAACAGAAAUGUCUAAACAUGUAGAUCUUGUUGUUGUACAAUGCAACCUUAAGUCUAAGUCUGUGUUAAAGUAUGGGAGUGCUUGUAUACAAUCCACAAUGCUAAAAUCGCUUUCUACAAUGUCACCCUGGUUUCGCAAGUCAUUUUAAAGAAUACCGGUUUGAAUUGCAGUGUAGGUUUACGCAGUGCUGUGGUAUAGACUUACAUAGACUUAUACACAGAGUCAUUUUAUCCACAAUGCAAA